This is a messenger RNA of Amaranthus tricolor (Joseph's coat), 1158 nucleotides long. RefSeq lists its product as uncharacterized. NCBI's taxonomy places the organism in Eukaryota, Viridiplantae, Streptophyta, Magnoliopsida, Caryophyllales, Amaranthaceae. The record is from RefSeq and is a predicted model, not a curated record. The transcript has 4 exons. Bases 198 to 707 code for a protein of 169 amino acids.
UAACAAUAAUAAAAUAUUAUACUCUAUAAAUUAAACAAUCAGCUACAGUGUAGGUCAAUCACUUUUCUUAAUUCUCGUGCCCAUGCAAAUGUAGCAACAAUUAUGGAACGAAGGAAGUAGCUAAGUAUUUAAAUAGAAUAAAAGCAUGCGUUAAUAAAAGAGGGUAUGGUAUAGACUAGUAUUUCCAGAAAACAGAAAUGGGAAGCAGCAGUGUUCCAAGUAAAGCCAUAUUAAGGGCGCCGGGAAGAGAUGAAGUUUAUGUGGCGACAACCCCUUUGAGGGCGAUGAAGGGACCUCCACAGUUAUUAAUGUCUGCAGCUUAUUCCCUCAAUUUAUGGAAUCUUCAGCAUUUUAUGUUGAUCAUCAAACCUUCCAUCUCUUCUAUGUCUCUUCAAUCCCAGGUCAUAGUGUUUGAUUUUCAGCCACAAGAUCCUGAAAACAUAUUUGUGGCUCUGGCUGCCUUGUCUGGUAAAGCUAUCCCUGGGACAAUCUUGGAAAGGAAAAUUAGCAAGAUCCCCAAGAAAAGAUGUUGGUUCAUUGGUUCAUCGCAAUCAUCACAUGCUGUUGAAGCAGCUUAUAAGUUCAAUGGCAGUUGGGACACCGAUUUACGGGUCGGCCAACAUGAUUGCCGUCACUACACGAACGAACUAGCUGAGAUGCUGACUGGGGAGAAAAAUGUAGUGCAGCAGCUGAUGAAGUUCUCAUAGAAAAUCAAUGUGAUAUUGCUAAUUUCAGCACAUAUUCAUGUAUAUUUCGUUUGGUGUAUGCCUCAAUACCAACCAUUCUGCAUUGUAACUGAUCUAAUGAUCAGAUUUCAUGAAAGCAUAACUGACAAAGCAACAGAAAAAAACGAAUUGCACUUUCCAAAAGAAACGACGACUCGUUGCCAAAAAGCUAAGUCGUCUUUUCUCAGCGGCAAGUCGGCUUUAGUUUCUGCCAAAAAUCAUCCAUCUAGCGAUAAACGAUGAGUCGUUCCUUAUCUUUGUUUGUGCAUUACUUUGCUUCUUUUUUCUAUUCUCUGGGACUUUUGUUGUUACACUUAUUUUGUCCCACUGUUUUCAUAGUACUUUGUAUAAACUUUUAUACGGAAUAUACUCAAAUUAUUAAACAUUCCUCUUCUAUUUAGAGUAUAUAAUUUACACCUCUACACUAUUGAGA